AUGUAUUCCGCUUAUGCUGAUGAAAGAGAUACACUAUUUUGUCUCGGUGAUGUCCAUGAAAUGACUGAUGAUCCUAUUUUGAAUAAAUACCCUGAUGUUGAUCUACGUGUUUUUGAAAAAUGUGUGUUUAAACUUAAUCACCAGGUAACAAUGUACCACUGGGAUCUACCGAACAUUCUUCAGGACCUUGGUGGAUGGUCGAACCCAAACAUUGUUGGGUAUUUCGAAAAUUACGCAAAUUUUCUUUUCAAAACAUUUGGCUCACAAGUCAAACUGUGGACUACAAUCAAUGAACCCAGAUUCGUAGCUAUUGCUUAUGGUGAUGAGACCUUUGCACCUAAUAUCGGUGAAGUAUUCAACGGUAUCGCCGACUACAUGGCCAUUCGUAAUGCGUUGCUUUCCCACGCAGCAGCUUACAAGUUGUACAGGAAAAAGUACUUUGCAGAACAGCAGGGUGAGAUCAGUUUGUGCUUUGACACAGCAGCGUAUUUCCCAGUAAAUCCGGAUUCACCUGAGGACAACGAAUGUGUUUCAAAAGCAUUUGAUUUUUCGCUUGGAGUAUUCACUCAACCAUUGAAAAACGGCACAUUUCCACAAUCGUUGCUAGAUCAGGUCGCUAGAACGGACAAACACGAAAACAUAUCUUUAAAGCGUAUCGUUGAAUUUACCGAGAGCGAAAAACAAGAUCUCAUACGAUCAUAUGAUUUCAUUGCUUUCAAUUAUUAUGAUUCAUACAAUGUAAGACCAAUGACCGAAGAUGAGUUCAAGGCUGAGAAAUAUUUACUAAAUAAAGAUUUGGGAGUAAAAUUGUCCUCGAAUGCAGACAACAUGGAUGAUGAUUUACUCACGUGGUUGAAUGAAACCCAAAUGUGGACGAAAGUGAAAAAAAAAAUCAAAUAUCAUCGUGGUAUUUUGACGGAAAUUCACAAAGCGUUAAAUAAAGGUGUUGUUAUUAAAGGGUAUUGCGUCUGGUCGUUUAUGGAUUCGUUGGAAUGGACAAGUGGAUAUUUUAAAAAAUUGUUUGGUAUAUAUAGCGUGGACUUCAACGACCCAGAAAGACCCCGUACCAAAAAGCCAUCUUUUGAGUUCUUCCGAAAAGUUUUCACAACAAGAACUUUUCCACCUGUCUAAUGCGAUUAAUAUGAUUGUGGAGAAAUGGUCUAUUUUAAAGGGGUGAACUUAAAAAUGUUUACAUUUAGAUUUAUUUGAAUUAGAAUCAUUUCUGUGGUCGAACGUAUAAUAAUAUAAUAAUAUAUAGACGAGAAAUAAAUACGUUUAAUCUAUGAUUAA
Messenger RNA from Acyrthosiphon pisum (pea aphid), 1290 nucleotides. Its product is annotated as lactase-phlorizin hydrolase-like. Bases 1 to 1131 code for a protein of 376 amino acids. Gene Ontology annotation, molecular function: beta-glucosidase activity. NCBI's taxonomy places the organism in Eukaryota, Metazoa, Arthropoda, Insecta, Hemiptera, Aphididae. Gene Ontology annotation, biological process: carbohydrate metabolic process. The record is from RefSeq and is a predicted model, not a curated record. The transcript has 10 exons.